AUGAAGCACAAGAUUGAGAAUAUUGGUGGAGUUCACAUUCCUUCCUUUUUGCUAGGGUUACUAGGAUCUAUUCUCUUAUACUUUUUAAGUCCCGGUAUAAUGUUGGUGCUCGGGGGUCUAGUAAGUUUCAUAAGGUUCAUUGUGAUAUGUGGUGGUAUUGUAGGUGUUGCUUAUUUCGUAUAUAUAAAUAGAGGUAAGCUUGGAGAAAAUCCAAGUCGAGAUAGGAAAGGCAAUGAUGAAGCAUCAGGUAACAAGGCGCAUGAUGUAAACAUUCAAGGGAACUCGAAGGUUGGCGGAGAAUUUAAAUACUUCAACAUUCCAAUUACCAAACUUGGUCAAGCACAAAAACCUGAUUUACCUCCAAGAAGUAGAUUUGUGGAUGUCAGCAACAUGGAUAAUGACGAAAUAAAUCGAAUAGGGGCUCAACCUCAGCGUAAAGCUGUAAAGGGAAUUAUAGAUGAACCUCCGCAACAAUUGGAUACUACUAUGAAUUUAGAUAUUAUGCGUAGUAAAACACAAGUUAUGAACAGAAAUGCAAGAUACGAUAAUUUUGUUAACAUGGCCGGAGUUAAGCAUAAAUAA
Maudiozyma saulgeensis is the source of this 582-nucleotide messenger RNA. The record is from the annotation of a GenBank genome assembly. NCBI's taxonomy places the organism in Eukaryota, Fungi, Ascomycota, Saccharomycetes, Saccharomycetales, Saccharomycetaceae.